AUGUUGUUCAAUUUUCCCCUGACCUUCGCGCUUCAGCUUUCCUGGAUUGCUCUUGGUGUUGCCAACCAAGACCUAACAGUUACUAUUCCAUGGGUUACGGACGCGCCUGAUUACUUCAAGGGCUAUGGAGCGAAGGUUAUUGGCCUUAAAGAUGGAGCCACCGUCUAUGGGAUCAACUGUCUCCCCGAUCAAUCAUCUUGCAACAGAUUUAAUCCUGAUUUAACCGUUGCUUAUGGACCAAGCACAUAUGAGAUGUUCGCAAGCGGCUACAACUUUGACUUCACUUCGGGUUGCACUUUGACUGGCUCUCCGACACCGACCGAAGCAAGCUGUACCGAGACAAAGUCGUUUCACAAAAAAGCUGUUGUUGACACGGCCACGGUGGUUGUCCCAGCCACAGGGACUGAUUCCAGCCUAGGAAUCUUCCCGGCAACCCUGAUUGUCACGGAUACUGGAGAUUUGCCUGCGACUUCUACCGCCACUCGAACUCAGCCGGCCCAGUCUGACAGUUCCACCACUAAAGCCACCAUCACUGCCACGGGUCAUCCGAUCAUUCCUACCGCUAAUGCCACAGUCGGAUACCUGAACGCGACCGGCACUACCACUGGUGCCCCAGUUAUUUGGCAGAAUGACACUUCUUCAACCGACAACAAUGGUCCAACGGUGACGGUGACGGUUCUCGCCAGCCCACUUCCUUGCCGCUGUGAAUGUGACUGCAGAGGGACUGUGACCCCCCUGUCCGCGGCUAUGAACUCUACAAAGAAGGAAAGUCAUGCAGUCAAGAUAGUGGCACCUAUGGCGCUGGCGACUGCGCUCGUUGCUGCUGUGUUCUGGUAUUGA
Penicillium bovifimosum is the source of this 840-nucleotide messenger RNA. RefSeq lists its product as uncharacterized. The transcript is spliced from 4 exons. Lineage: Eukaryota; Fungi; Ascomycota; Eurotiomycetes; Eurotiales; Aspergillaceae. The record is from RefSeq and is a predicted model, not a curated record. The coding region runs from base 1 to 840 and encodes 279 amino acids.